Vitis riparia (riverbank grape) is the source of this 3337-nucleotide messenger RNA. Its product is annotated as alpha-1,4 glucan phosphorylase L isozyme, chloroplastic/amyloplastic. The transcript is spliced from 15 exons. Gene Ontology annotation, molecular function: pyridoxal phosphate binding; glycogen phosphorylase activity. Gene Ontology annotation, cellular component: cytoplasm. NCBI's taxonomy places the organism in Eukaryota, Viridiplantae, Streptophyta, Magnoliopsida, Vitales, Vitaceae. Bases 175 to 3144 code for a protein of 989 amino acids. The record is from RefSeq and is a predicted model, not a curated record. Gene Ontology annotation, biological process: glycogen catabolic process.
UUGAAAAUUGAGAGCAAUACUGUUAGACUUGAGAGUGAGGGUGUCCAUGAUAUUCUGUUGAAGACGAUCGGGAAUUGCGUGAAGAGAUAAGAAGACAAAGAGGAGACUCCAUUUCCCACUCUCUCUCUCUUCUUCUCCAUUUUGUGAAGGCCCUGUUUGGAGGACAUACCAGCAAUGGCUUCUUCAUCAUUCUCCACAGCUUCAACUGCACCUCACGCAUACUCCCAUUGCUAUUCCAUCUCCAGAUCCUUUGUUGGUGGCUUCAGUUCCAGGCCCUCCCACUCCAAACUAUUCUUCCUCAGAAAUACCUCCGCUUCUCGUUUUGCUACUAGGGCUUUCCCGGUAAGAAGCGUCUUUAGUGAACCGCACCGCAAAUUGAAGGACGAGGACCCCAUCACCCCUCACGGACCUUCAGGCACUCCAGUUUCUUUAACUGCAGAUGCUGCAUGCAUUGUUUCCAGUAUCAAAUACCAUGCAGAGUUUACGCCAUUGUUCUCUCCAGAGCAGUUUGAGCUCCCUAAGGCUUUCUUUGCAACUGCACAAAGUGUUCGCGAUGCACUCAUCAUAAACUGGAAUGCUACAUAUGAUUACCAUGAAAAGAUGAACGUAAAGCAGGCAUAUUAUUUGUCAAUGGAAUUUUUGCAGGGUAGGGCUUUGUUAAAUGCAAUUGGUAACUUGGAGCUCACUGGUGCUUAUGCAGAGGCUUUGCGUGAACUUGGAAAAGACCUAGAAAAUGUAGCUAGGCAGGAACCGGAUGCUGCACUUGGAAAUGGGGGUCUUGGGCGGCUUGCUUCCUGCUUUCUGGACUCCUUGGCAACAUUAAAUUACCCAGCAUGGGGUUAUGGACUCAGAUAUAAGUAUGGCUUAUUUAAACAGCAUAUUACAAAAGAUGGCCAAGAGGAAGUUGCUGAAGAUUGGCUUGAGAUGGGCAAUCCCUGGGAAAUUGUGAGAAAUGAUGUCUCAUAUCCUGUGAAAUUUUAUGGAAAGGUUAUUGAAGGAUCAGAUGGAAAAAGACACUGGAUUGGAGGAGAAGAUAUAAUUGCCAUUGCGUAUGAUGUCCCAAUACCAGGAUAUAAAACUAAAACGACAAUCAACCUUCGACUGUGGUCCACUAAAGUUCAAUCAGAUGAUUUUGAUUUAUAUGAUUUUAAUGCUGGAAAUCAUACCAAAGCAUGUGAAGCCCAAUUGAAUGCUGAAAAGAUUUGCUAUAUUCUCUAUCCUGGGGAUGAUUCAAUGGAGGGAAAGGUCCUUCGAUUGAAACAACAAUAUACCUUAUGCUCAGCUUCUCUCCAAGAUAUUAUUGCACGAUUUGAGAGGAGGUCCGGAGGAUAUGUCAAUUGGGAAGAAUUUCCUGAAAAAGUUGCAGUGCAAAUGAAUGAUACCCACCCAACUCUCUGCAUUCCAGAGCUGAUGCGAAUCUUGAUGGAUUUGAAGGGCAUGAGCUGGAAGGAAGCUUGGAAGAUUACUCAAAGAACGGUGGCAUACACAAACCAUACUGUUCUACCUGAAGCACUGGAGAAAUGGAGUCUAGAACUUAUGCAGAAACUGCUUCCUCGACAUGUUGAGAUUAUAGAAAUGAUUGAUGAGGAGCUGAUUAAUACCAUAAUUUCAGAGUAUGGUACAGCAGAUCCUGUUUUAUUGGAGAAAAAGCUGAAAGCAAUGAGAAUAUUAGAAAAUGUUGAUUUUCCAGCAUCUGUAAAGGAUUUACUUGUCCAGCCAGAAGAAAGUUCUGUUGUUGAACCUGGUGAAGAAAUUCAAAGUUUUGAUGAAGAAAUUAAACUUAUUGAUGAAGAAGAAGAACUUAUUGAUGAAGAAGAAGAACUUAUUGAACUUAUUGAUGAAGAAGAAGAAUUUAUUGAUGAAGAAGAAGAACCCACAGGAAAAAGCACUCAGAAGAGAAAGGUGUUGUCAGAACCGGUUCCAGAGCCACCCAAGAUGGUCCGCAUGGCUAACCUCUGUGUUGUUGGUGGCCAUGCAGUUAACGGGGUUGCUGAGAUUCAUAGUGAAAUAGUAAAAGAUGAAGUUUUUAAUGAAUUUUUUAAGUUGUGGCCUGAGAAAUUUCAAAAUAAGACCAAUGGUGUGACACCAAGAAGAUGGAUCCGUUUCUGCAAUCCAGAUUUAAGUGAGAUAAUAACCAAGUGGAUUCACACAGAAGAUUGGGUCUUGAACACUGAGAAACUGGCAGAAUUACGGAAGUUUGCAGAUGAUGAAGAACUUCAUGCUGAGUGGAGGGCAGCAAAAAGGAGCAACAAGAUGAAGGUCGUUUCCUUCCUCAAAGAAAAAACAGGAUAUUUGGUCAGCCCUGACGCAAUGUUUGAUGUCCAGGUGAAGCGUAUCCAUGAAUACAAGCGUCAACUGUUGAACAUCUUGGGAAUUGUUUAUCGCUAUAAAAAGAUGAAAGAAAUGACUGCAGCAGAGAGGAAAGCAAAGUUUGUUCCACGAGUUUGUAUAUUUGGAGGAAAAGCAUUUGCUACUUAUGUGCAAGCCAAGAGGAUUGUGAAAUUCAUCACGGAUGUUGGGACUACAGUAAAUCAUGAUUCAGAAAUAGGUGAUUUGCUGAAGGUUGUUUUUGUCCCUGAUUACAAUGUCAGUGUUGCUGAACUGCUUAUUCCUGCAAGUGAACUUUCACAGCAUAUCAGCACUGCUGGGAUGGAGGCCAGUGGAACCAGCAACAUGAAGUUUGCAAUGAAUGGCUGUAUCCUGAUUGGGACCUUGGAUGGGGCCAAUGUUGAAAUAAGGCAAGAGGUUGGAGAAGACAACUUUUUCCUCUUUGGGGCACGAGCUCAUGAGAUUGCAGGGCUUAGGAAAGAAAGAGCUGAGGGCAAGUUUGUGCCAGACCCACGCUUUGAAGAAGUCAAGGAAUUUGUCAGAAGUGGCAUUUUUGGGCCUUGCAACUAUGAUGAACUGAUGGGAUCCUUGGAAGGAAACAAAGGAUUUGGCCAAGCAGAUUAUUUCCUUGUGGGCAAGGACUUCCCCAGUUAUAUUGAAUGCCAAGAAAAGGUUGAUGAGGCAUACGGAGACCAAAAGAGAUGGACAAGAAUGUCAAUCUUAAAUGCAGCUGGCUCCUACAAGUUCAGCAGUGAUAGAACAAUUCACGAGUAUGCAAAAGACAUAUGGAACAUAGAACCUGUUGAAUUACCAUAGGAAGGCCAUCUAAACCCGGCAGCAGAGAGUAGGCCUCCCACAUAGUUGCAGCUGAGAUGAAGGCAGCCUUUCAGUGACAUCUGUACAACUAAACUUUCUGUUUCUGUUCUAUGUAAAAGAAUACUGCUGAGGAAUAAAGUGCAGCACAGAAAGUACUCUUAUUAUGUAAUAAAAAGUUGGUUGUUUGGUUAAA